Molecule: messenger RNA, 4152 nt
Organism: Conger conger (European conger)
Lineage: Eukaryota; Metazoa; Chordata; Actinopteri; Anguilliformes; Congridae
Gene: evc
Product: evC complex member EVC
Exons: 21
Coding region: 268-3183 (971 amino acids)
Biological process (GO): smoothened signaling pathway
Source: RefSeq, a predicted model, not a curated record
UGGAGGAAAGACGUCACAUGAAGUUGUUUCUUGAAGUAUUUGGCGAUCGUUUUCUUAAAUAAUAUUUUGUGUUGGCUUUAUAUAAGUUAAAGAGUGAUUUCUACGGACCUACCUAUUUUAGAAAAUAGUAGCUAACUUGUUUAAUUUAAAUUGGUUUGUAUAAGAAUGUCAUAACUUGAGGAUGGAAAGAGUUGCCUACCGUUAGGCUAAUGCAACAGUUUUCAAUGUAAAUUAUGCCUGUUGAAAAUUGUUGGGACAUAUCCAGUCAUGCCAGAUGUGGACAGUGUUUCAGAAUGCUCCAGUGACGUAGUGAUCGAAAUUGCCGAAUCCUUACAACUUUUUCCAGGAUUGCUGGCGGUAGCCAUUGUGUUCGGAGUGUUUUUCGGAAUUAUCGCUGCUGCGCUACUGUACGUGUUUUUCUUGAAGCCUGUACUUUUAAAUCGAAAGUUUCAUGGCUAUGAUGCCAGAAAGCUGUUAGAGGCGGAUGACUUGGACCAAGAGGACAAUAAAAGUGAUUCCGUCAGCGUUGGAAAGAAGGCAGGCCAAAGCGCAGCACCAAAUGAAAGGGAAAGGAAACCGAUGCCUAUGAAUAGUGAUGUUGCUGCUUUUGCAUUAAAGGCCAAGGUUGUUUACCCAAUCAACCAGCGAUACAGACCUCUGGCAGAUGGAGCCUCCAAUCCCUCUCUGCACGAGAACUCCAGGCUGGCCAUUCUUCCCAACCCUGAGUCCUCCUCCUCCUCCAGCCUGGACUCCCUCAGCCAGGAGCAUGACGAGGACAGCAGCCAGUUUGUCACCAUCCCCAACACCUUCCAGAACGACAGGUUCAUCCGGGUCGGCCAUUUCGCUGAGACGUUCACCUGUGCAGGGUUCGAGGGCCGGAUCAGUCUCUACUGUUUGGGUCUCCAAAACUUCCAGCACCUGUGUGCCAAGCUCCAGGAAGAGAAGCACGUGUUCUUUCUCCAGAUUCUCAGAAUUCUUUUCGAUGAGUGUUUUCGCAGGGAGAAAAUUGACUCCGCUUUCUACAGUAAAGUUCUUCUGAUACAAGAAAGGGAACUGCAGGACUUGAAGAAAGAGCUCUCGGUGAAGCUGUUUAACUCUGAGAGGAAGGAGGACCCCAACUCAAUCUACUGCACUCUGGAAGAAAUUGAACGAGCUGGGAAGGAUAGACUUGAGCAUGGACUUCAAAUGGUGAUGGGGUUCAGCAGGCAGGUGGAGAGGCUGUGCCUGCACCUCCGCGCCCGCCCCGGCGCUCUCCCGGGGGAGGCGGUGGUGGACACCACCCGCUCCCUGGUCCACAGCCUCCUGCAGGUGGAGACUCGGCUGGCGGAGCUCCAGAUCGCCCACACCCGGAGCGCUCAGGAGAAGCUCCUGUGGUGGGAGGAGCAGGACUCGUGGCUCCAGUCCCGGCCGGGCCUGCUCAGACGGGAGGCGGUGUGCAGGCUGAGGCUGGUGGCCAAGGCCCUCGAGCAGCUCACCAGCGACGGGCAGCUCAGCUUCGGCCACAUGGAGACCAUGCUGUCUGAGCUUCAGAGCGCACUGAGGGAGGAGCUUCAGAGCUGCGGAGAGGAGUGCGUGCGGCAGACGCAGGAGCUGGUGAGCGAGGCGCACAGGAAGGCCGACGUGAAGAGGAGGAAGCUGACGAAGAGCCAGGCCAAGGAGAGAGGCCGCGCCCUGGACAACGCACAGCAGCUCCGGGACCCUCUGGAGUUUGUGAAGGUGUACUCUGAGGUUCUGGAGAAACAGAGGAAGCAGAACAGUGAUCUGGAGGAGCAGCAGGAAUGGAGCGUGACGGAGGCUGUGUGUGAGCUGUGGAAGAGGCUGCACUCCUCCUGGUCGGAGAGGCUGGCGGACCGCGUGAACGACCUGUUCCUGACCGCGCUGCCCGCGCAGACGCAGCUGACCGCAGACGCGUGCGACCGGCUCAGGCAGGAGGCGGACCGUGACCUGAGCGGUCAGCUGCGCAGGGAGGAGAGCGCGGUCAAACUCAGCCUGCAGGGUCUGCAGGAGCAGCUGGACGUGGACAGACAGAUAUGGCUGGAAGAAGAAGCUCUGGUCACAGCCAGUCUGAGGCAUAUGUGUGAUCAACAGCUGAACAUCCUCAGGGGGAUGUCAGUGAAGCAGAAAGACUUGCAGGAAAGUGUGGAUAGCCUGCUGGAGGUGAAACACCGCCUCUUGCUGGCAGCAGUGCAGAGGCAGUUCAUGGCCCGUCACUUCACCCUGAGGGCCCUGAAGGAGAUGAGGUUUUCCAGGCUGAAGAUGCCCUCCCUCAGCGACUCCAGGGUGGUGGAGCUGGAGGACUGCAGCAAGACCCAGCACACUCCUAGCCUGACCCCUCGAGCUAUCCAUAAGGACUGUCCUGCCAGCGAGGCUGAAAGGCGCCUGGGGCCAGAGGCUCAGCUCAUUGGUCAGGGCUUCCAGCAGGAGUUCCUAUCAGAGCUGGACACCGGGGCGGAGCUUCUCCAGGAACACGCCCAGCUGCUCAUGGGCCACGCCCUCGCCAACAGUAUCCGUAACCAUGGCGACGCGGAGCCCUCCGCUCAGCCCCGCCCACAGGACAGCAGGAAGCUCCGCCUGGUGGAGGGGGCCUCUGAGAGCGUGUACGUGACCCGAGGCUCCACCAGCGCCCUGAUCCAGGGUUACUACACCCAGAUCCAGAGCAUCGCCAAGGCCCAGCAGCAGGGCCAGCAGCUCAGCCCGGAGAGCCCUGGAGCAGAGUGUGACAGGCCGAGUGGGCGGAGCCUGCUGUACAGAGCCCUGCAGAAGGAACUGGCCAAUUGGGAGAGGAAGCCCACAUCCAGGGAGUUUCACCAGAGGGUUGAAAUGCAGAAGAAGAAGAUCCUGGCCCAGUACGACGUCGACCUCGAGGCGGCAUACGAAACGCUGAGGAAGAGGAAGUCGGAACUUCAACAAACGAAGGAGAGUCUUAAAGUACAGCUUCAGGAAGCGGAGGAGACCUUCAUGGUUCGACUGGCAGCUCUGGCCAGAGUGCCUCUGACGAGCGGGGAAGCUGAACACACCAGCAGCCAGCCAGGCGAGGAGGAGCAGGAUGAGUGUAAGAGGAACACUGGGAUCAGUAAAGACAGUGACCGUGUGCUCCAAAGCCCUGGAAAUCACAGGUAUGAGCACGGAGCUUUUUUGGAAGACUCUGGGAAGAGAAAGAAGAAGAAAGAAAUUCAGGAUUGAUCACUGUAUCUAACGAGCUCUGAUGUUGGCACAGUGUGAGGAUUAAGGGGGUUGCAACUCCUUUCUUUUUAUAUUUACUUGUUUGCACAUAACUGUGCUUUGGGCUGAGCCCUGUACUAAGGUUCAUUCAGGGUAUGAGAAAAGGAGAGAAGACUUUUCAUAGACUGAGCUGUCAGUCUUAAAGCCUUUUUGUUGAGGAAGGUGCCCCCUAAAGUGUGCCCACCUCGCUCGAAUUCAUAGGUCAUUUUUUGAAUAGAAAAAAAAAAAGCACACUUGAUUCUGGCACACACGUCUUUGGGGUCAAAAUGGAGGCACGUCACGACAGCAAGUUCAUUCACUAUACAUGUUUACUGUUUGACCUACCACACUCUUUGUGUGGUUGUCCUUUGUGCUGUUAAUGUAUCUGUGGGCCAUAAUAUCAGACACUGGAUAUUACGUCACUGCUUAUUUUCACAUAAUUAUUUCAGUUCAAAUGCCGUUAUGAAGUACAGUGUAUUUGAGGUUAAUAUUUAUUCUAUUCUGGGCUGCCUAUAAGCAGUGGUUUCCUCCUUGAGAAGAGGCAUUAGUGGCCAGGCAGUAAAACAUCCCUUUGACUGCUCUAUAAAACACUGUGCUGUUGCAGAUGAUUACAAAUACAUCAGCCAUGUCUGAAAACCUACAAAUAGAGUAGGCAGGGAAAAUACUUUUGAUUAAUUUUGCUGAAAUGGUUUUGGACAGUUUUUUCAUGAAACCCAGGCAGGCUCAAUGAUGCCAGCCCAUUAACAGCUAAUUCCUUCUUGCAAGAUUGCCUUAGAUGAAUUUAAGAUUACACUACAGUCCACAUUAAAUCUUGAUGAAAAAUGAUGACUUGUUUUUAAGUAAAAACAAAUAUACCAGCUUAUUUCGCCAUUUCUUUUGGUGUUAUAAUUAAUAUUGAAUCUGAAGUGCAAAUAAGAUGCAUUGUACACAUUAAAAAGUGAUUAGAGAUCC